Molecule: messenger RNA, 1238 nt
Organism: Tupaia belangeri chinensis (Chinese tree shrew)
Lineage: Eukaryota; Metazoa; Chordata; Mammalia; Scandentia; Tupaiidae
Gene: DECR2
Product: 2,4-dienoyl-CoA reductase 2
Exons: 9
Coding region: 2-880 (292 amino acids)
Biological process (GO): fatty acid catabolic process
Cellular component (GO): peroxisome
Molecular function (GO): 2,4-dienoyl-CoA reductase (NADPH) activity
Source: RefSeq, a predicted model, not a curated record
CAUGGCCCAGCCGCCGCCCGACGUUGCUGAGGACGACUGCCUCCCUGAGUAUCGCCACCUUUUCUGCCCGGACCUGCUCCGGGACAAAGUGGCCUUUAUCACUGGUGGUGGCUCUGGGAUUGGGUUCCGGAUUGCGGAGAUUUUCAUGCGGCAUGGUUGCCACACGGUCAUCGCCAGCAGGAGCCUGUCAAGAGUGUCCAUGGCUGCCAGGAAGCUGGCUUCUGCUACUGGCCGGCGGUGCCUCCCUCUGUCCAUGGACGUCCGAGCUCCUGCAGCCGUCACAGCCGCUGUGGACCAGGCCCUAAAGGAGUUUGGCAAAAUUGACAUUCUUGUUAACGGUGCAGCUGGGAACUUCCUGUGCCCCGCCGGCGCCAUGUCCUUCAAUGCCUUCAAGACCGUGGUUGACAUCGACACCAUCGGCACCUUCAAUGUGUCUCGUGUGCUCUACGAGAAGUGCUUCCGGGACCGUGGAGGCGUGAUCGUGAACAUCACUGCGACCCUGGGCGUCCGGGGGCAGGCGCUGCAGGUGCACGCGGGCUCUGCCAAGGCGGCCGUGGACGCGAUGACGCGGCACUUGGCUGUGGAGUGGGGUCCCUGGAACGUUCGUGUCAACAGCCUCGCCCCUGGCCCCAUCAGUGGCACGGAGGGGUUACGGCGACUGGGUGGCCCCCCAGCCAGUUGGAGCACACGCAGCCUGCAGAGCCCCCUGCGGAGGCUGGGGAACAAGACAGAAGUUGCCCACGGCGCCCUCUACCUGGCCAGCCCGCUGGCGUCCUACGUGACGGGGACUGUGCUGGUGGUCGAUGGCGGGGCGUGGCUGGCGUUACCCAAUGACACCCAGGGGCUGCUGGGUCCUGCUUCCUCCUCUGCCAAGCUCUAGGGUCUUUGUGCAGCAGAGGGAAGCCACGCCAGGGAGGCUGGAUGAGCUAACCGAGCCACCCGGCCAGUGUGUAUGGCUGAGAAUCAAGAGCCUCUGGCCUGGGACCAGCAGGUGGCAUGGUGGUUAAGGUGCUGGACACUCCCACACGGCUGACCGCGGUUCGAGUGCUGGACUUGGUGGCUUGCUUUCUCACUUCCCCUCUCUUUCUCUCUGUAUCUCUCUCUGAUCAAAUUAAAAUAAAUGAGUGAAUAAAUGAAAUUAAAUAAUAUUUUUAGAAAAAGAGCCUCUGGCCCCAUUGGGGCACCUCUGCAUCCACCCCAUGCAUUCCACCUGCCAAGAGAAGCACCCUGUCUCAUCU